Rhinopithecus roxellana (golden snub-nosed monkey) is the source of this 1695-nucleotide messenger RNA. It is a transcript of the gene KCNK12, whose product is annotated as potassium two pore domain channel subfamily K member 12. The transcript is spliced from 2 exons. The coding region runs from base 260 to 1552 and encodes 430 amino acids. The record is from RefSeq and is a predicted model, not a curated record. Gene Ontology annotation, biological process: stabilization of membrane potential; potassium ion transmembrane transport. Gene Ontology annotation, molecular function: potassium ion leak channel activity. Gene Ontology annotation, cellular component: membrane. Lineage: Eukaryota; Metazoa; Chordata; Mammalia; Primates; Cercopithecidae.
CCGCGGGAGCCGGCGAGGCGUCGGGGCGCGGAGAGGAGCGCCCCUGCCCGGGCACCCGCUGGGCCACGGGACUCGCGUGUGGCCUGAGUGCCGGGGAGGAGGCGGAGGCGCCCCUCCGUCCGGGCUCUGGGAAGGCGGCGAGGGGCUCCGCGGCGGCCCCGGACCCCUGGCCACCAUCCUCACGCUCCUGCUCCCGCCGGGGGGAUGUCGCGGCCCGGGCCCCGAGCGCCGCCCCGGCCCCGGGGCUGAGCUCCGGACCAUGUCCUCCCGCAGCCCCCGGCCCCCGCCCCGCCGUAGCCGCCGCCGCCUGCCGCGCCCCUCCUGCUGCUGCUGCUGCUGCCGCCGCUCGCACCUCAACGAGGACACCGGCCGCUUCGUGCUGCUGGCGGCGCUCAUCGGCCUCUACCUGGUGGCGGGUGCCACAGUCUUUUCCGCGCUGGAGAGCCCCGGCGAGGCGGAGGCGCGGGCGCGCUGGGGCGCCACGCUGCGCAACUUCAGCGCUGCGCACGGCGUGGCCGAGCCGGAGCUGCGCGCCUUCCUCCGGCACUACGAGGCCGCGCUGGCCGCCGGCGUCCGCGCCGACGCGCUGCGCCCGCGCUGGGACUUCCCCGGCGCCUUCUACUUCGUGGGCACCGUGGUGUCAACCAUAGGUUUCGGCAUGACCACCCCCGCGACGGUGGGCGGGAAGGCCUUCCUCAUCGCCUACGGGCUGUUCGGCUGCGCCGGGACCAUCCUGUUCUUCAACCUCUUCCUAGAGCGCAUCAUCUCGCUGCUGGCCUUCAUCAUGCGCGCCUGCCGGGAGCGCCAGCUGCGCCGCAGCGGCCUGCUGCCCGCCACCUUCCGCCGUGGCUCCGCGCUCUCGGAGGCCGACAGCCUGGCGGGCUGGAAGCCCUCGGUGUACCACGUGCUGCUCAUCCUGGGCCUGUUCGCCGUGCUGCUGUCGUGCUGCGCCUCGGCCAUGUACACCAGCGUGGAGGGUUGGGACUACGUGGACUCGCUCUACUUCUGCUUCGUCACCUUCAGCACCAUCGGCUUCGGGGACCUGGUGAGCAGCCAGCACGCCGCCUACCGGAACCAGGGGCUCUACCGCCUGGGCAACUUCCUCUUCAUCCUGCUCGGCGUGUGCUGCAUUUACUCGCUCUUCAACGUCAUCUCCAUCCUCAUCAAGCAGGUGCUCAACUGGAUGCUGCGCAAGCUGAGCUGCCGCUGCUGCGCGCGCUGCUGCCCGGCGCCCGGCGCGCCCCUGGCCCGGCGCAAUGCCAUCACCCCGGGCUCCCGGCUGCGCCGCCGCCUGGCCGCGCUCGGCGCCGACCCCGCGGCCCGCGACAGCGACGCCGAGGGCCGCCGCCUCUCGGGCGAGCUCAUCUCCAUGCGCGACCUCACGGCCUCCAACAAGGUGUCGCUGGCGCUGCUGCAGAAGCAGCUGUCGGAGACGGCCAACGGCUACCCGCGCAGCGUGUGCGUCAACACGCGCCAGAACGGCUUCUCGGGCGGCGUGGGCGCCCUGGGCAUCAUGAACAACCGGCUGGCCGAGACCAGCGCCUCCAGGUAGACCGCCCGUCCGCCCGCGCCAGGGACCCUCUCCAGGCCGCGGGGCCGCCGGGCGUGGUUUGCUUCCCUUCUCUCAGUCACUGCUGGCGCUUUCUUAAUCUUUAUCCAAUAAAAUGAAACAAAAAAAAAUUUUUUUUUAAGAAA